Cavia porcellus (domestic guinea pig) is the source of this 4107-nucleotide messenger RNA. RefSeq names its product cytochrome P450 4V2. Gene Ontology annotation, molecular function: iron ion binding; oxidoreductase activity, acting on paired donors, with incorporation or reduction of molecular oxygen; heme binding. NCBI's taxonomy places the organism in Eukaryota, Metazoa, Chordata, Mammalia, Rodentia, Caviidae. The record is from RefSeq and is a predicted model, not a curated record. The coding region runs from base 289 to 1863 and encodes 524 amino acids. The transcript is spliced from 11 exons.
UCCAGAGCGUCCAAGCCACCUUGCAGCGCCCAGAAACCGCUGGGUUGUGGCUUUGCGCGUGCACCACUGUGUGGCUCACAGAGCAAGCGCGGGCUCCUCCAGCCCCCAGGCUGGAAACCGGGUCCCGGCCGCCGCAGCGCCCCCAGCCGGGUGCCUUUGCCCUCGGGCCACAGAAGGAAGCGGGCAGCGGCCCCGCCUUCCGGCCCGGGAGCUCCGCCCCGGCCCGAGGCCGACCUCGCCUCGCCGGGUCUCCACCGCAGUCCCCGCCGGGCGGCCGCCGCAGAGAGGAUGGAGCUCUGGCUGGAGCCGGUGGCGCAAAAGCUGUUCCUCUGGGGCGCGGCGAGCGCCGUCUCCCUGGCCGGCGCCACCCUGCUCCUCAGCGUCCUGCAGAUGUUAGCCAGCUACGCGCGGAAGUGGCAGCAGAUGAAGCCCAUCCCCGAGGUGGCCCGCGCCUACCCCUUGGUGGGACACGCGCUGCAGAUGAAGCCCAGCUCCGCCGAAUUUUUUCAACAGCUAAUUAAAUACACAGAAGAAUUCCGACACAUGCCACUGCUGAAACUCUGGAUUGGACCAGUGCCGAUGGUGGCCCUUUAUCAUGCAGAAAAUGUGGAGGUAAUUUUAACUAGUUCGAAGCAAAUUGACAAAUCCUUUAUGUACAAGUUCAUAGAGCCGUGGCUUGGCUUAGGACUACUUACAAGUACUGGAAUCAAAUGGCGCUCCCGGAGAAAAAUGUUAACACCCACUUUCCAUUUUACAAUUCUGGAGGAUUUCUUAGAUAUCAUGAAUGAACAAGCAAAUAUAUUGGCUAAUAAACUUGAAAAACAUGUUAACCAAGAGGCAUUUAACUGCUUUUUUUAUAUCACUCUUUGUGUCUUGGAUAUAAUCUGUGAAACAGCUAUGGGGAAGCGUAUUGGUGCUCAGAGCAAUAAAGAUUCCAAGUACGUCCGUGCAGUUUAUAGGAUGAGUGAUAAGAUUUUUCGAAGAAUGAAGAUGCCCUGGCUUUGGCCUGACCUUUGGUAUCUUAUGUUUAAAGAAGGACGAGAGCACAAAAGGGACCUAGAGAUCCUACACACUUUUACCAAAAACGUCAUUGCCGAAAAGGUCAAUGAAAUGAAGGCAAAGGAAGAAAAUAAAAGUGCCAGCUCGGCUCCCGGCAUCUCCAAAAGAAAAGGCAAGGCUUUUCUGGAUUUGCUUUUAAGUGUGACUGAUGAACAAGGCAACAAACUAAGUCAUGAAGAUAUUCGAGAAGAAGUUGACACCUUCAUGUUUGAGGGCCAUGAUACAACUGCAGCAGCUAUAAACUGGUCCUUAUACCUGUUGGGUUCUUAUCCAGAAGUCCAGAAAAAAGUAGACAAUGAACUGGAUGAAGUGUUUGGGAAGUCUGAUCAUCCCGUGACUUUGGAAGACCUAAAGAAACUUAAGUAUCUGGACUGUGUCAUUAAGGAGACCCUUCGCAUUUUUCCUCCUGUACCUUUAUUUGCCCGACGUCUUAAUGAAGAUUGUGAAGUGGCGGGUUACAAAGUUGUGAAGGACACAGAAGCCGUCAUCAUUCCCUAUGCAUUGCACAGAGAUCCAAGGUACUUCCCAAAUCCUGAGGAAUUCCAGCCAGAGCGGUUCUUUCCUGAGAAUGCAAAGGGACGCCAUCCAUAUGCAUAUGUGCCCUUCUCUGCUGGACCUAGAAACUGUAUAGGUCAAAAGUUUGCUGUGAUGGAAGAAAAGACCAUUCUUUCCUGUAUCUUGAGACGGUUCUGGGUAGAAUCCAACCAAAAAAGUGAAGAACUUGGCCUCUCAGGAGAGUUGAUUCUUCGACCACAUAAUGGCAUUUGGAUCACAUUGAAGAGGAGAAAUGUGGACAAAUCGUAACUGUGUACUCCAGCUGUGCCUUUAUUACACAACACCAAAAAAAAUCCUUGCAGAAGAGAAAUGUGAAAUUUGAGAUUUGUAGAUCAUGAGUCAAUAUUAUUAAUCCCAGGCCUAAUUUUUUGUUGCUCCACUGAUCUUGGGGUCCAGUCUAUCAGAGUUUUGUACUUUUGUUAACAUCAUAGAUGCUACAUGAUCUUGGCCUCAAAGAUACAGUUAGCUGAAUCAGUACUGAAAUAAGCAUAUAACAAAUUUCUCAACAGAGGAAUCUGCAGGUUACUUCAACUUCAUUUGAUAUACUCAAAAAUAUAAUUUAAUUGAAGCUUCAGAAUAUUUUAAAGUUAUUCUGGUUGACUCAGAAAUAUAUACAAGGGGUGAUCAAAAUAUACACUGGAUGUUUAGAUAAAAAUAUCACUCCUGAGCACAUUGCCAUCAGUGUCCCCUCAAAAGACUCUCUGUGGCUUCAGACACAUUGUUACCACUUUCUGAAGCAGUUCUUCUAGAUGUCUUUUUUCUUGUUUAUUGAGACUUGAUUAAAAGAAUAAUACUGUGAAAGCUGCUGCUAUCCAGUGGAAAAGCAGGCUCAGCACAACAGUACCGUGUGUCCUUGGCCACCUUCCUUGCCAGGUCUGGUGCUGUGCGACUUCUGGAUCAGCCCCAACAUUAAAAUGACCGUGGAAGCAAACAUUUUGAAUUUAUUUACUAUGGAGAGCACUAGUACGAUGCCACUAAUGACACUAACAAAGGAGAACUUCCAGAACUGCUUCAUAAAGUGGUGACAAUGAUGGAAUAUGUGUGUUCGAAACAAGGGGAGGAGUGUUUGAGGGGAAUUAGUGGCAACGUGUCUUUUUCUGUAACAAAUAUUUUUAGAGUUUAAAAAAUUUGGUAUAUUUUUGAUCACAACUCAUAUAACAUAACUUGAAAAUGGUGACUAGUUAAGCACAUUGCCUUAAGGGGUUUAUGUUUUUAAAGUUAUAUCAGUGGCUCAGUUUGAGAAUGAUAAUUACUAUGCACUUUUCAGAUUUUAUUAUGUACAGCAGAUCAUUUACAAGUUAACUGAAAUUCUGUGGCCUUUUGACUGCACUUACUGUCUUCCAUGGAAUCAUACAUACCUUUAUAUGUCAUAUGUCAUGUAUUCUUUCACAGUAACCCUGAGGGUUGAUUAAUAGUGUUCAGAGCUGGAAUGACCUCAGGACUUAUCUGCUUGUGUUCUCUUAUAUUAGAGUGAGGGAAUGAAAUCAACUAGAAGGUAAAUUUCUAUCAAAGUCAUGCUAUUAGUUCAGAUUAGGCUGGAAAUAGGAGUCUAUAAUCUAAAUGUCUGUAUGCCUCUUUAGAACUUGUAUGACAAGAAGUAGUCUUAGAACUCAAGAUUUUUGCUUUUGGUUUAGUUGUAUUUCUUUUGGAAUUCUUUCACUUUUAAGUGAACAAAGAAGCCACUCAUCUAUAGUUAGUACCUCAGUAAUAUCUCAGCUUAAUGUUGGGAUUCCACCCAAUUCCAGCCUGUGGAACAUACCUGAUCAAACAGAUAACUGGUAUGCAUUGUGUAUCAAAUUUUAAUUUGAUACACAAAGUAUGUCUCACUGACUUUUUUUUUUUUUUAAAGUUGCUUUUUCCAAUUUUCCCAAGGCUCUAGCAGGUAGAAAAAAAUAAUCAGGAGAAUAAAAUAUGUGAUAUUCAAUGGAUAGCAAAGGAAGAGGUGACAAAACCAGAGCCAUGUGACAAGCAGUUCCCCUGAGGCACUGAUGGUACCAGCAGCAGGAGCGCCCACUAACUGUCCAAGAGCUCUCGUACAUACUGGUCCCUAGUUGAAAAGAAAAUACCAAGGAAGUGGAUGAUACACUUGGAAAAGAUUCCCAUCAAAUGAUCAACCUUCUGGAAAGUGGACAUAUGUGGUAAAUCUAGAUGAAUUUUGGGUAAUAAAAGUUUUGUUCAUGGACGUUGAUAUGAUCUCUCAGUUCAGGUACUUAUGUUUAACCCUGGAUUUUUAAAUCUUCAGUGAAUCUACAUUAGACAUUAAAUUAAAUAUUCCGUAAAACAUUGUUUACUGUUAUUUUUGGCCUAAAUUAUUCAUUUAACCCAAGAAUAAUCUGUUACUUCUACUUUAAUUCCUUUAAACUGUAUCAAACUUGGAACUGAAAAAUUAUGUCAUGCUCUGUAUCAUCAAAUAUCUGUCUGCAUCAUCAUCACCUGCCUUACUUCUGCUUGAAAGAGCCUUCUAAAGAAAAAUAAAUUAUAUUUUAGACUUGA